AUGCGGCAAGAAGCCUUGCAGUCCGUCCUCGAGGAACGACUGGAGCGGCGACUUGACGCCGCACCUGGGAUGCUGGUCACAUCUUUGGUUACAUAUUUGGUCAUGUGUUUGGUUGCACUGUUGGUCACACAUUUGGUUGGCACACAGCAUGGUGUUGCACUUCCAACUGGAGCCUCCGACACCUUGGCCGUACCAGCAGUCGAGCCAUCCGCCGUGCCGGGCGUUGUAGAGGCACCGGCGGUAGAGGAGAUACAGCUGGUGGUGGAGGCGUUUGAGCACAUCGUACAGCAGGCAGAGCAAAGCGUCCGCGUCGCCGGGGUAGAGCAGGCCUGCCGGGUUGGUGUUGAAGUCGCAGGCAUAGAUGCCACCUGCGUGGCCGAAGCCUAG
Babesia ovata is the source of this 387-nucleotide messenger RNA. RefSeq lists its product as uncharacterized. Lineage: Eukaryota; Apicomplexa; Aconoidasida; Piroplasmida; Babesiidae. The coding region runs from base 1 to 387 and encodes 128 amino acids. The transcript has a single exon. The record is from RefSeq and is a predicted model, not a curated record.